Molecule: messenger RNA, 2274 nt
Organism: Labeo rohita (rohu)
Lineage: Eukaryota; Metazoa; Chordata; Actinopteri; Cypriniformes; Cyprinidae
Gene: asz1
Product: ankyrin repeat, SAM and basic leucine zipper domain containing 1
Exons: 13
Coding region: 232-1683 (483 amino acids)
Biological process (GO): piRNA processing
Cellular component (GO): pi-body
Molecular function (GO): protein binding
Source: RefSeq, a predicted model, not a curated record
GAGCAUAUGCAUCUUUAUGCACGAGAAGCAACAACAAAUUACAUUCAUGUUAAAAACAAAAUAAAACAAUGCAAUAAGAAUUAAGUACGCGAUUAACGCUUCUCCAUUGGUCGCUUCAUUAAAUAUACAAUUGUGGCGUGGUUGCCGCGUACGUCAUUACGCACGACAUCAACGAGAAGUUGCCGUUGAAAUAAUCAGGUGAAGGGGAAUUUCCAGUUGUCCACCAUAGCCAUGUUAAACGAGAUUGGCUAUGCUUUUCCCGCUGGCGAUGAAAGUGAUGGGAGCAGCGACGAGUGGGAUAUUGGAUAUUCUGAUAAUAACAAAAAAUCGUGCGCUGAGUUUUCUGAAGCACCUCUGAAUGGAGAAGAUAAAGUAUCCACCUUGAAAAGAGCCAUAACUGCAGGGAAUGUCGAGCUGGUGCGUGAACUCUUCGACAGUGGUUUGGACGUGGAGACACGGCUUGGCUUUGGUUGGACUCCUCUCAUGUGCGCUGUCCAUGUGGCCCACUAUGAGCUCACAGAGCUGUUGCUGGAUCAUGGUGCAAGUGCAAACUUCAGCAGAGACCACUAUACAGUUCUGAUGGCUGCUUGCACAGCAGCGUCUGCCUCAGAAGAGAUGAUCUCCAGGUGUGUGGCUCUGCUGCUUAGUCGCAAUGCUGACCCCAAUGUCUGCAACAGGAGCAGUAUGACGUGUCUGAUGCUGGCAGCCAGAGACGGCUAUUGUCAGGUGAUUAAUUUGCUGGUUUCGCACGGAGCGGAACUGAACUUUCAGAAUGAUAAUGGACUUACGGCCCUUACAAUAGCAGUGCAGUAUGGACGUGAAGCAGCCGUGUUGAAACUGCUUCAACUAGGAGCAGAUAAGUACAUCAAAACCAAAACGGGGAAGACAGCAGCUGACAUGGCUAAAGUGUUCAACUACCCCGAGAUUUCCAGGAUCCUUCAUUCUACAGAGCUCUCUACUGUAAAUGGCAAUGCACACUCCAAAGCUGAGGCACUGUAUAAAUUUCUCAAUCAAAAUGCUGAUCCUUCCUCCUUCAAAGAGAGUUGCUCCAGACUGAGUGAUAUUGAACUUCUGUUGCAUGGUCUGAAUCUGGAUCAUCUCUCGGAGAUCAUGGUGAAAAAUGAUAUCACUUGGAGUGAUCUGUUAAUCAUGGAGAAGAAGGACUUGGAAAAGCUGUCUUUUUCUAAGAUCGGCGUAACUAAUCCUGAGGAUCAGAAGAAGAUUCUCAGCACCAUGGAGCAGAUGCAUCUUGAUAAAGUAGAUCUGGACACCCUGACGCCUCUUAAUAACAUAGACAGCGGGAGUGAAGAUUUCCUCAACUUUCUGAUCAGCCUGAAACAGCAGUGCUGUUACUUGACAGAAACCUUACAGGAUGUCAUCAGCAGGUUCCCACAUAGCCCCUCUGAGGUUGUUCUUACAUGUGAUCCCAAGAAAGAAGCUCAAGUCCUUUGUGCUGAACUAAUAACUCAGACAGGAGACCUCCAGAAAGAGAUUCUCUGUCUUAAGACCCUGCUCAGCAAGACGGCUCACACGGAGUACACCUUUCAGUUUCAUCAAGCAGGCUCCAAUAAUGGCCAGAGAGGAAAGACCCGCAGGAGAUUUGCUGCUGUGCUUGGACUUGGAAUGCUUGGAGCAGGGCUUCUAUUUGUGUUGUCACAUUCAAAAAAACUGAACUAUUUUUGAGAUGUAUUUCAGUGAUGUAUGUAUUUUAAGUUGUUGCCUAAGUAUUUUAUUAAUUUUAUGUUCUAGAUUUAUGUUAAGAAUAUGUUACAAUCACCCUUUGUGUGAUACUAUUCUAGACUGUUACUCAUCUGUUAAAUAUUUUUAUUUUAUUUUUUCAGUGCACUUCAUUAUAAAAGUUUUCCCAAACCACAAUGUUAUCCUUCUCUUUGCUUUAUGUGUAAUCACUGUUGUAAGCUUCUAUUGCAGUGGCGCCUGCCGGUCAAAGCUGGAUGGCUAGCACUUUGUGUUUUGAAAAUUUUGUUUUGAUUUAACUGGGUGGCCCAACAAGUAAAGUCACUGGCAGUCGCUGUCUGUGGUGCUGAAAUGUCAUUUCCGGGUGCAGGACCCCCUUACAACUAAUUUCAUGAUGAAAGCUAAUUACUUGAUCAGUCAUGUUCAGUUUAAUUGAAAAAUUGAUUGAUACAUAUUCACUUUUGUGCUUGAGAGGACAAUGAAAUACGGCAUGUGAGAGCCGUUUCCUGAAAGCCUUGUUCUGAGUAUGUUACAUAAGAUGUCUAUGAGCAGCAAAAAAUGGCUCCUCCAUUAUCUUUU